UGAAUUUUAUGUCUAAUUUUAUAAUUUUGUUUUUGAAAGCAAAUAUCGGACGAAAGUACUUGGAUUUAAAUACAAAGUAAGCUGAUAAACGAUCAACAAAUUAUGAUUAUUCUUUAAGAUUAUUCUAUAAGCAGUAUAAAUGUAUCAUAUAAGCUGCAACAUGAGAAAACCAACAAGUGCAAUUUGCGACCAGCAUGGAUCCAGACGAGACUGCGCAGAUGCAGGUCGCUAACGGUUUCUCUAAUUGCAAUAGGAUUUGAAAGCGAACAGCAUAGAUCCUGACCAGACUGCGCGGAUGGAUCCAUGCUGGUCGCAAAUGCACUAUGUUGGUUUUCCCAUGGCGCGGCUCAAUUACAUGUUACAGGACGGGAAGAGGCCAAGAUGAAUUUUAUGGCGAAGCUGACCGUGAAAAGGUCGUGUGUGUCUCUUGUGUGCAUUUUGUUGCUUGUGAUACUAACAUUUUAUAUUACAUCUGAAAGACGAGAAAUGGUUUAUUAUGCUCCAGAUGCUGAAUCCAAACUUUCUGACAAACCAAAUACAACAAGGAGAAAAGCGGGACCCGAAGUGAACAAACGAAUUGACAAAGUCAGUUCAAAAACACAUAUAUUGCAGUCACGUGAUUAUUCAACGCUGUCAAUGACAACCCGAAAGGAUUCAUCGACUGACCUUAUUCCUAAGAAUGAUAUAGUGACAUCAAUAGAAAACUACAAAGAACAAAGCAAAAGUAUGUCAGCGAAUCUCUCACGAACUGAUAGAAAAUAUGGAAAGACGGAGAAGUAUGCUAAAAUUAAAGAAGGUUUUUCCAUAAACGAAAAUUAUCCACCCGAGCAAAAGGAAAGGAUAGAAAGGAUAAAAAGAACUUGCACUAACAGGGCAUUAUUACGUGACUAUGCAUUUUACGGAUAUAUUAAUACUAAGUUUUAUUAUUCGCCCAAGUACAAUUUCUCAUAUUGCAAGGUCCCAAAGUCUGGGUCAACAUUUUGGACUCAAGUUUUUGGAAUUCUUAAAUUUGGAGUUAAAGUUUCAGAUAAAUGGUUUUCGAAAAAAAGAUCGAGUGUGCACGGUUCAAUGAGACCGUUUGUGGUAAAUUUUUUUAGUAAUUCACGAAGGAAUUCAUUGUCCGUUUUAGUGUCACGUGACCCAUUCAUUCGGUUGUAUUCAGCGUAUAUCGAUAAAUCAUACUUGCUACUAAACUUUGCCACAAACGUUCAUAUUAGACGACUUAAACCAACAGUGCAUGAUAGGUUGUGUUCAGUCGAUGUAACAUUUCAAGAAUUUCUCGACUUUAUCAUACUUACUUCAAGACAAAAACGACGAUUAGAUCGUCACUGGGCACCUGUUUAUAGUCUUUGUCGUCCGUGUGACGUUAAUGCUUACAUAUUAGUUAAACAAGAAAGCUUUUCAAAGGACACAGAGCUAGCAUUGCAAGUAUCUGGUGUUGAGAUUAGCAAACUUGAUGCGAUAAAGUCAGCGCUUUAUGAUCACAAAAUUGAAACGACAGUCCCUGGUGUUAUAGAAACGGUUUAUAAUAAAAUCCAGCACAGUAAAUUACGGUCUUGUGUAGACGGAAGGAACAUUGCAAUGAGACUGUGGACGUCAUUCAAAAUACAGGGAUACCUGAAAGAAACAUUACAAUUUCCAAGUCAAAUGUUUAAGAACGAAAAACGAUACAAUAAUGUAACCUACGUAUCACAGGUUAUAUUAGAUUCUAUAAACAGACAUAAAAUGACAUCAAUAGAAAUAAAAAAUCAGCGUCAUAAAGCAGUGGCAGAACCUUACAGUGAAAUUAAAGAAAAAACGAUUGACGGCAUUAGAGAAGUGUAUAAAAUAGAUUUUGAAAUGUUCGGUUAUUCCACAGAUCCCCCUGUUGAUACUCACAGAUAAAAUAUUAUACGAAUAACAUUAUGUGAAAAGGUACAUGUAGGUCAAAUAAAAU
Molecule: messenger RNA, 1936 nt
Organism: Mercenaria mercenaria
Lineage: Eukaryota; Metazoa; Mollusca; Bivalvia; Venerida; Veneridae
Product: carbohydrate sulfotransferase 9-like
Exons: 2
Coding region: 304-1884 (526 amino acids)
Biological process (GO): carbohydrate biosynthetic process
Cellular component (GO): membrane
Molecular function (GO): sulfotransferase activity
Source: RefSeq, a predicted model, not a curated record